This is a messenger RNA of Glycine soja, 1861 nucleotides long. RefSeq names its product RNA-binding protein BRN1-like. Lineage: Eukaryota; Viridiplantae; Streptophyta; Magnoliopsida; Fabales; Fabaceae. Gene Ontology annotation, cellular component: nucleus; cytoplasm; ribonucleoprotein complex. Bases 338 to 1618 code for a protein of 426 amino acids. The transcript has 9 exons. The record is from RefSeq and is a predicted model, not a curated record. Gene Ontology annotation, molecular function: mRNA binding.
ACAUCAAACAUCAACAUAUCUUUCAAUGAAAAUUCUAACCUUAGUUGAAAAUUUAUCUUCUUUCCUAGACCGAAUCUCCCGUCAGUAAUUAUUAUUAUUAUGUAUGAAAUGGAAGAUCUAAGUUUGGCUUUGCCUUUGCCUUUGCAUCCCCUAUUUUCCUGCGACCACUCCAAUCCAAACCAAAUCACACGACACGUAUAGACAUACAAAUUUUUUGAAGCUACACGCCAAGAGUUUAGAGCGUGAAAAAAGCAGCAUAGCAGAAGAAGAAACAGAAGCAGAAGAAGAGAGAGUGUAGCACAGAGAGAAAGAGAGAGAGAAGCAUUGGUUGUUAUUAAUGGCGGAGGGGAAGGAAGAGAGUAAAUCUAGCGAGGAGAGCGUGAAGCUGUUCGUAGGUCAAGUGCCGAAGCGCAUGUCGGAAGACGAAGUGCUUGCAAUGUUCAAGGAGUUCGCUUUGGUUGACGAGGUCAACAUCAUCAGAGACAAAGCCACUCGUGCCUCCCGAGGUUGUUGCUUUGUAAUUUGUCCGUCCAGGGAAGAAGCGGAUAAGGCGGUCAAUGCAUGUCAUAACAAGAAAACGCUCCCUGGGGCAUCUAGUCCGUUACAAGUGAAGUAUGCAGAUGGCGAAUUGGAAAGAUUAGAACACAAACUCUUUAUCGGAAUGCUUCCAAAGAAUAUUUCUGAAGAUGAGGUCUCCAAUCUUUUCUCAAAGUAUGGAACUAUAAAGGAUUUACAGAUUUUAAGAGGUUCUCAGCAGACAAGUAAAGGAUGUGCAUUUUUGAAGUACGAAACCAAAGAACAGGCCUUUAUUGCUCUUGAAGCAAUCAAUGGAAAGCAUACAAUGGAGGGUUCAAGUGUUCCUUUGGUUGUUAAAUGGGCAGAUACUGAAAAGGAAAGACUAGCUCGAAGGGCUCAAAAAACACAGUCCCGAGUUUCUAAUGCGCCGCAUGCUGAUCCUCAACACCCCUCAUUAUUUGGAGCCUUGCCAAUGGGUUAUGUUCCUCCAUAUAAUGGAUAUGGUUAUCAGGCUCCUGGGGGUUAUGGGCUCAUGCCAUACCGUUUUCCACCAGUGCAGAAUCAACCAGGCUUCCAUAAUAUGAACCAAGCAAAUGCAGUGAGGCCUGAUCUUGGUCACAGUAUGAACCCUAGAAAUUAUCCUGCGCCUCCUGCAAGUUACAUUGGCUCUUACCCUGCUGUUCCAGGUAUACAGCAUCCAAUGGUAUAUCCCAGAGGUAUUGUAAGUCCGAGGCCGAUGAGUAGUUGUCCUGGUUCUGUUUCACCUGCAGGUGGGAAUAGCAACUCUUCAUCUUCAGGUGCCAGUAAAAGUUCCAGUGGUCAGAUUGAAGGACCACCUGGUGCCAAUCUAUUUAUUUAUCACAUACCUCAAGAAUAUGGAGACCAAGAGCUCACAACUGCAUUUCAACCGUUUGGUAGAGUUUUGAGUGCUAAAAUUUUCGUAGAUAAAGUAACAGGAGUAAGCAAAUGUUUUGGGUUUGUUAGUUAUGAUACUCCAGAAGCUGCUCAAGCUGCCAUUAGUACGAUGAAUGGUUGUCAAUUAGGUGGCAAGAAAUUAAAGGUUCAGCUUAAGAGGGAUAACAAACAGAGUAAGAUUUACUGAUGAAGGUGGAUAAUUCUCAAUUCUCCUGACCCAUCAGAUGUCAAUACAAUUUGUAAUUUUCUGUAACAUGAAAAUUCAUUUAGACAUUGAUUAUUAAUUUAUUGAUUUUUCCCUCAGAAAGCAUAUUGAUUAUAUUAUCACUUCAUAACUUCAUUGGUUUUAUCAUCCGGGAGGGAUGAUAUGAUCGUUAUUUUGGGUCUCGUAGAUACCAAUCAAUAGUACGUUUGUGUUACGCUUAGUUCA